Molecule: messenger RNA, 1333 nt
Organism: Rubroshorea leprosula
Lineage: Eukaryota; Viridiplantae; Streptophyta; Magnoliopsida; Malvales; Dipterocarpaceae
Source: the annotation of a GenBank genome assembly
CAUUAGGCCACAAAAGGGCAGGUGCCCCAUUUCUAUCCUCUUUUUACUUUCUAUUGAAAGAAUAAAAAAUAAUUGCCAAGAAUUUGUUGCCAUGAAUAUUAGCCAUAGAUAGUUUGUUUGAACAAACAGUGUGUAGUACAAAUUCUUUCCUUGUACUUCCUUUUGUAGUACAAGAAAAAGAGUGGUGGUGGAAGUUACCAAAGUUUCUCACCAUGCUGGUGAGCGUGUUGUUAUAAAUGAGCCAUCUUUUUGCAGCAUGUUGACAUGGGUCUUUGCUAAUUUCUGAAUUUGGAGACACACAUUUGAGGGUCUUGAAAAUCUCGAGCAUCUAAUCCUCUGGAAUAGUCUGACGCAAUUCCAUUUUUUGGGGGUUUGUGGUUUGCUUAUUUAGUUUGAAUUGAGAGUCUCCAUUUCGGGUCUGAUUGGCUGGUUGCUGUUAUUCUUUCUCUUAUUUUUUAGGUUUUAGCCAGGGAAGGCAGAGAAGAGGAUUCCGCCAAAGGCUAGAGAAAAGAAGUUAUAUCCAAUCAAUCAAAUAGGAAACAUGAAUGGGGAAGAGUUGAAGGAGAUUGAGAGAGUUGAGGGAGAGGACGUUGAAGAGAUUAGUAAUGAGCAGGAAGAUGUGAAGAGAAUUGCACCAUGGACAAAACAGAUAACAAUUCGAGGACUUGUUGCUAGCCUAGUUAUUGGCAUCAUAUACAGUGUAAUUGUCAUGAAGCUAAACCUCACAACUGGGCUAGUCCCCAACCUCAAUGUCUCGGCCGCUCUUCUUGCCUUUGUUUUUGUUAGAACAUGGACUCAGCUGCUUCAUAAGGCUGGAAUGGUUCCUACUCCUUUUACUCGACAAGAAAAUACUAUAAUUCAGACCUGUGCAGUUGCUUGCUAUAGCAUUGCUGUUGGAGGUGGUUUUGGAUCUUAUCUAUUGGGUUUAAACAGGAGAACAUAUGAGCAAGCCGGUCCUGAUACAGAGGGGAACAAUCCUUUGAGUAUCAAGGAACCUGGGAUUGGCUGGAUGACUGGUUUCCUUUUUGUUAGCAGCUUUGUUGGGCUUCUGGCUUUGGUUCCUCUCAGAAAAAUCAUGAUAAUAGACUACAAGCUAACUUAUCCCAGUGGAACUGCAACAGCCAUUCUGAUAAAUGGGUUUCAUACUCCUAGAGGAGAUAAGAUGGCUAAGAAGCAGGUUCUUGCGUUUAUGAAAUUCUUUUCCUUCAGUUUCCUGUGGGCUUUCUUCCAGUGGUUCUAUUCUGGUGGAGUUGCAUGUGGGUUCGCUCAGUUUCCUACAUUUGGCUUGCUAGCAUGGAAAAAUUCGUGAGUACACUAAAAAUUUCUAGGCAUU